Molecule: messenger RNA, 1281 nt
Organism: Salmo salar (Atlantic salmon)
Lineage: Eukaryota; Metazoa; Chordata; Actinopteri; Salmoniformes; Salmonidae
Source: RefSeq, a predicted model, not a curated record
AUGUCGUUUAAAAUACAUCAAAGAAUUCACACUGAAGAGAAACCUUUUGGCUGUACUCAAUGUGGGAAGAGUUAUGCCCUGUCAGGUAGCCUGAUAUCACAUCAGAGAACACACACAGGAGAGAAACCUUUUAGCUGUACUCAGUGUGGGAAGAGUUUUGUUAAUUCUAGCUGUCUGAAGAGACACCAGAUAACACACACAGGAGAGAAAGCUUUUAGCUGUAAUCAAUGUGGAAAGAGUUAUAGAGAGUCAGGUAGCCUGAAAUCACAUCAGAGAACACACACAGGAGAGAAACCUUUUAGCUGUACUCAAUGUGGGAAGCGUUUUUUUCGUUCUAGCUGUCUGAAGAAACACCAGAAAACACACACAGGAGAGAAACCUUUUAGCUGUAAUCAAUGUGGGAAGAGUUUUACCCAGUCAAGAAACCUGAUAUCACAUCAGAGAACACACACAGGAGAGAAACCUUUUAGCUGUAAUCAAUGUGGGAAGAGUUUUACCCAGUCAGGUAGCCUGAUAUCACAUCAGAGAACACACACAGGAGAGAAACCUUUUAGCUGUAAUCAAUGUGGAAGGAGUUAUACCCUGUUAGGUAGCCUGACAGCACAUCAGAGAACACACACAGGAGAGAAACCUUUUAGCUGUACUCAAUGUGGGAAGAGUUUUUUUCGUUCUAGCUGUCUGAAGAGACACCAGAAAACACACACAGGAGAGAAAUCUUUUAGCUGUAAUCAAUGUGGAAAGAGUUAUACCCAGUCAAGAAGCCUGAUAUCACAUCAGAGAACGCACACAGGAGAGAAACGAGAGAAACCAUAUAGCUGUACUCAAUGUGGGAAGAGUUUUUUUUGUUCUAGCAGUCUGAAGGUACACCAUAGAACACACACAGGAAAGAUACGAGAGAAAUCAUAUAGCUGUACUCAAUGUGGGAAGAGUUUUUUUCGUUCUAGCCAUCUGAAGAUACACCAUAGAACACACACAGGAGAGAAACCAUAUAGCUGUACUCAAUGUGGGAAGAGUUUUUUUUGUUCUAGCAGUCUGAAGGUACACCAUAGAACACACACAGGAGAGAAACCAUAUAGCUGUACUCAAUGUGGGAAGAGUUUUUUUCGUUCUAGCCAUCUGAAGAGACACCAUAGAACACACACAGGAGAGAAACCUUUUAGCUGUGAUCAAUGUGGGAAGAGUUUUACUACAUCUAGCAGUCUGACUAAACACCAGAGAACACACACAGGAGAGAAACCUUAUGGCUGUGAUCAGUGUGACAAGAGAUACUUUGAUAAAAGA